AUGCUCGAUAAACUCGCUCUCAAAACUGCGUUGAAAGCUGGCGAAAAGGUAACAAUGAAAACAUCAGAGAAAUUGGCUGUUAAGGUCGUUGAAAAAGUCGCUUCGAAAGGAACAGUGAAAUUUGUCGGCAAAACAUCCGGAAAAUUAGUAAAGAAAUUGCCCUACGUUGGUGUAGUGGUCGGCAUAGCUUUCGGGUUAUGGCGAAUAGUUGACGAUGCGGAAGAUUGGCAAUCGUAUGCUUUGGCUGCUGGUGAAUUGAGUUCUGGUGUGAUAUCGAUAGUACCGGGAAUUGGAACAAUCGCUUCAACAGCAAUCGAUGCGGGUCUAUUGGCUUUUGAUCUGAAGUAUGUGAAACAUGAACAACAGACACAAGAAGAACCAGAACAAGCACAAGAAGAAAUAAGUCAUGGCAGUGAACUAUAA
Messenger RNA from Rotaria sp. Silwood2, 423 nucleotides. The record is from the annotation of a GenBank genome assembly. NCBI's taxonomy places the organism in Eukaryota, Metazoa, Rotifera, Eurotatoria, Philodinida, Philodinidae.